Molecule: messenger RNA, 897 nt
Organism: Hansenula ciferrii
Lineage: Eukaryota; Fungi; Ascomycota; Saccharomycetes; Phaffomycetales; Wickerhamomycetaceae
Gene: PPT2
Product: palmitoyl-protein thioesterase family protein
Exons: 1
Coding region: 1-897 (298 amino acids)
Cellular component (GO): lysosome
Molecular function (GO): palmitoyl hydrolase activity; thiolester hydrolase activity
Source: RefSeq, a predicted model, not a curated record
AUGUUUGUUUUGAAACUCAUAACAGAAGCGUUACUUGCAUCACCUUUAAUCACCCAUGAAAAAUCAGAUUCAAGACCAGUUGUUUUCUGGCAUGGAAUGGGGGAUACUUAUAAUUCAUCCGCAAUGCAAAGAGUAUUUUCAGCAUUACAUUCAGUUAAACCAGAACUUUCAAUUUAUUCAGUUUAUAUUGAUGAAGAUCAAUCCAAAGAUCAACAAGCAUCAUUGAUUGGUAAUGUUAAUGAACAAGUUGAAAUUGUUUGUGAUCAAUUAAAUUCAAUAAUUGAACUUCAAGAUCAAAAAUUUGAUUUUAUUGGAUUUUCUCAAGGUGGUAUAUUUGCAAGAGCUGCUAUUGAAAGAUGUGGAUUAAAUGUUAAUAAUUUGAUUACUUUUGGAUCUCCACAUUCUGGUGUUUCUGAUUUACCAAGAUGUUCUGAUUCUGAUUGGUUUUGUAAACAGAAGAAUGCAUUAUUAAAGAGACAAGUAUGGAAGAAAAAUAUUCAAAAUUCAAUAGUUUCAGCUCAAUAUUUUAGGGAUCCAUUAGAUUAUGAAUCUUAUUUAGAAAAUUCUGCAUUCCUUGUUGAUGUUAAUAAUGAAUUACCAAAUGAAAAAAAUGAAACAUAUAUUGAAAAUUUAGAAUCAUUGAAUAAAUUAGUUUUAAUAAUGUUUGGACAAGAUGAAACUGUGGUUCCUAAAGAAAGUGCUUGGUUUUAUGAUCAAGAUAAACAAACAGGUGAUACAAUAAAUUUCCCAAAUACAGAGUAUUAUACAAAAGAUUUAUUAGGAUUAAAAAAAUUAUUUGAUGAAAGAAAAAUUGACUAUUUAACAAUUGAUGAUGUACAUAUGGCAAUUGGUGAUGAUUUUUUGAAAAAAGUUACUGAAACUUAUUUAGGACAUUGA